This is a messenger RNA of Daucus carota subsp. sativus, 951 nucleotides long. RefSeq names its product rRNA-processing protein fcf2-like. Gene Ontology annotation, molecular function: RNA binding. Gene Ontology annotation, cellular component: nucleolus. NCBI's taxonomy places the organism in Eukaryota, Viridiplantae, Streptophyta, Magnoliopsida, Apiales, Apiaceae. The coding region runs from base 139 to 729 and encodes 196 amino acids. The transcript is spliced from 6 exons. Gene Ontology annotation, biological process: RNA processing. The record is from RefSeq and is a predicted model, not a curated record.
AUUCAUAAUUGGGCUUUUACUCUUUACAUAUAAACUCACAUACUGCCUGAUGGGUAAUUUACCGGGUUUCGGAUCGUUCAAAACCCUAAACCCCUUCUCGCGAUUUGACAAUUCAACACAUUCAAAGCUAAAUCUAUAAUGGUUGAAAACAAGCCAAAGAUUGGAUUAUCAUGGGAACCAAAGCUACCCACUUCGUUUUUACCCGGAAAUAAAUCCGGGUCGGGUGUGAAAACCCAAUCUUUGGAUGAAAAAUGUGUUGUGUAUAAGCCUAAAAGUGAGCUUGUUGAUGGGCUUUAUGUGCCAACUAAUAAUCCCAAGAAGUUGAAUAAGUUGUUGAAGAAACAAAUUAAAGAUACGUCUGGAAAGAAUUGGUUUGAUAUGCCUGCGCCUACGAUGACGCCUGAAUUGAAGAAAGAUCUUCAGUUGCUCAAGUUGAGGACUGUCAUGGAUCCAAAGAGGCAUUACAAAAAGGGUGAUUCGAAAUCAGUUCCCAAAUACUUCCAGGUUGGAACUGUUAUAGAGUCAGCAACAGAUUUUUACACAGGUAGACUUACUAAAAAGGAGAGAAAGGCAUCCCUUGCAGAUGAGCUACUUGGUGACCAUUCUCUAGGAAGUUACAGAAAACGGAAGGUCCAAGAGAUAGAAGCGAAAAACCAACCAGGUGGGGUGGAUAAAUGGAAGAUAAAGGGUAAAGAGUCCUGGAAACGUGCCAAGCAAAGAAGGCACUGAUGACUGAUGCAGGGAUAUUGGCCCUGCCUUGCUUAAUAUCUUGUUUAUUUAUGGAUUUUUCCUGCCGUGAGGAUUACUCAAAUUAGAAUUAGUGGCCUCAAAGCUGAGGCAGAAUUAGAAUUAGUGAGACCUCAGGGCCCUCACUGUUGUAAUAGUUGUGGAGACUACUAAAUUUUUGUCAUCUGUAUGGAGUUUGAAUGUAUAAUUAGAAGUUUUGUGAUA